UGCUUUGUUCUCUAUGUGUUUUGUGUUUAGUCUUCCGGCGUAGAGUGGGAUGUCAUGGCCGGCGAAUUUAUUUGGUGUUUGAAGUAUCGCGUUAUAUUUGUAAUCGGUUUUUUCGGGUGCCCGUAUGUGCCAACUUGAAAUGUUUGUGCAUACUAUGCAGGUCAGAAAUAUUGUGGACAGAAGAAUUGGGCGACUUGUUUAGCGAGUGCACUUUUUCGCUACCACAGAUCGUAAAGUGAAUUUCGGAUAAAGUGCUAAAAGCAGCUAAGCUCUUCAGUCAGUUGAAGUUUCAUUAGUCCCUGGGGCCAAGAUUUGAGGAGUUCAUCAAAUGGUUGUAACUACAAGAUAAUUGCUUUUUCAACUGAAUUGAGGAAAUGUGAAUUGUUGUCAAUGUGGCUGGAGCACUGGCAAUUACUGUUUCUCGAGGUAGAUCUGUUCAAGAAAAAGUUACUCAAGUUAAUUUUGUAAUGGAAGUAACAGAGUGAAUAAUGUGGUAAUCUUUUGACAGUGCACAAUGGCUAACUGCAGUUUCUUAAUAAAUGGUUACAUGAACAUGAACAUUGCUUAAUUCGAAUGUGUGACAAGAUAUUAUUUGGGUACAUGCCUGAAGAAGAAUGUAAUCUGAUGACUGCCAUUACCUGCAUUGAUGAAGCUCAUGCACCUGUCGUCUGCAGAAUGGUGGAAUUUUUUUCACAAAAAUAACUGGUGGUGGAAUAUUGAUGUACCAUGAUCCAAAGGAACUUCUAAGUAAUUCCUAAUAUUGAUACGGAGCAAUGAAGGCAGUCAUACCAAGUAUGAAGCAGAGACAACAUAGUAUGAUGAAAUAAGUGGUUUUUAUUCAGAAAGCUGUAUAAUUUGAAGACUAUCUGUAUUUGCUAAUUGCAUUAAUUACCGAAAGCACAAACUGCUCUGUAGCCCUGCAUUCAUGAUGAUGGCGGAUGAGAGCAACGGUCGCGGCACAGUGUACUUUGAGGUACACGUUGCUAUCAAUUUUGUCACAUCUUUCAUGAACAAGGUUGUCCCACAAGGCCGAGUAAAAAUUUUUGGUGAGGCUCUUGCAAGGGCAUUAAUGAACAAAUAUGAAGGGCAUUGGUUCCCAGAGAGUCCUCUAAAGGGCUCAGCAUAUCGUUGUUUUGAAUUUGGGGCCUAUAUUGAGCCUGAGCUGAAAUUUGCUGCUAGGCAGGCAGGACUACGUUGUCGAGAUGUAUUGAUAUGUGUUCCCUCAGAAAUGUCAAUUUGGGUGGAUCCAGGGACAGUAAGCUACCGUAUAGGUAUUGAGGGCCCUGUGAAACCUGUGCUCAAUGAAUCUGGAUGUGUUGUUACAUGUUUCUUUGAUCCUGAUGUGGAAGAUCCUGAACCUGACCCACCUGGUAACUCAAAAGCUGUAAGCUCUUGUGAGGAAACAGAAACUGUGGAAAAGAGCAGACCACGAAAAUUUACUCCAAAGCGUGGAAAGGCCAAGCUGUCAGUAGCAUAUGAAGAUGACUUAAAAUUUGUUGCUAAGAAUGGCGGUCUUGACUCAGCGACAGACUAUGAUGACCUUGAGCCCCUUGAGCCAUAUUUCACCGCUGAAGACAUGAAGUCUGGGAUUUUAUGUGAAGAUGAAGAACUUACCAGUAAUCAGUUGAAAUCUUCUGAUGAACCUGCUUACGGCAACAGUCGUCGCAGACGUUCUAGGAGGUCAAAAAAAAAAUCACCAAAUAAACCCGGUAACAGUAAUGGGAAUAGAGGCCGAAAUAGUGGUAAGAGGAGACAGAGCAAUGACAGUAAUAAUAAUAGUAAAAUCUGCAGUAAUAAUUAUCAAAACAGCAGUGGUUCGGCCAGUGGCAGUGGUAGCAGCAGUGGUGCAAGCAGCAGUGGUACGAGCAUUGGUGGCAGUACUUCCAGCACCAGCGCUAGCAGCAGUGGCACCAGCACAAGUGGCACCAGCUGCAGCAGCAGCAGCAGCAGCAGCAGUAGCAGUGGCGGUAGCAGCAGUGGCAGUGGCAGCAGUGGCGGUGCCAGCAGCAGCAGUAGCAGCAGCAUCACCAGCAGCAGUAGCAGCAGCAUCACCAGCAGCAGCAGCCUCACCAGCAGUAGCAGCAGCGGCUGUGGUGCCAACAGUGGCAGCAACGUAAAUAGGAGUACUGCCGUGAGCAGUGGAAGAAACAACAGGGGCAGAAACAGCAGGGGCGGAAGCAGUAACAGCAAUGGGUGAUGUUGAUUAAAGGCAGCAACAUAUGAGUGAAGGAUGAUUUUAGAACACUGGAUUUGACCUGUUCACUAUACGUACAUUGUCAGUAUUGCAGCUGUGUGUAUGGGACACCAAACAACCUACAGCAAGUAGUGUCUUGUCCCACACAGCCACCUUUCACAGCUAGAGCAAGUUGCUUUGUGUGUCCUCAAGUCAGUGGAACAAAUAUUAAAAUGAACAUAAUGUGUCCCUUGUGUCCUAUACAUGACAUAAUCACGUAAUGGGAAAUCAAAUGAUGCAUGUGCGGUGUGCAACCUGACACCUUGUAAGUCAGUUGCAGUGGGAGUAUCAUUGUCAGUGCCAUUGACAUGCAUAACUUUGUUUGUAGAAGUACAUCCAGUACACCAUACAGUGCAACUGUGAACAUUGUUUGCUAGUUUACAUGUGAUUAAAAUGAUAUAUACAAAAUUGUGUGUAUUGAGACUGAUACCAUUAAAUGUUUCCCAUAAGUGUUAUGUAGCUAAAUUAUUUUUUCCAGUAACUGAAACUGUGUUGUAUUCAACAGUUCAUUUUAUUUCAUACAUCCAGUUUUUUUUUUAGUUCUGAGGGCAACAGCUUAGUUGGUUCUAAGCAAUUAUAAAUUCUUUUACAUUAAGAAGAGCCCAUUCAUUUUCUUUUGAAUAUACAGCAAAAGUAUUUUUUAAAAAGUAUACUUUGAGCUGUAUAUGUUGUUGUUACAUUUGUGAAUACACGUGUUUAGCUUUGUGGCAAAUGUAUGAUGUUUAUUCGGAACUACUGCUAAUAAAUAUUUAAUGCAUGUAGAUAAAUAUGUUUUCGCAGUUGUUGUGGCUAAACGUACAACAGUUUCAAUGAAUCAGUGGGUCUGUACUCAGAAACUUCUAUGUUAUCAGUUACCAUUCCAUAUCCUCUAAAAUGUUGAAAUUUGUGUCUUUUACUGUAUUGAUGUUCAUUGAUGUGUCUCUUACGUGUAAUUGGUGUUAGUUCCAUACUAUGCUAUGCAGAAUGUUGAUGAUUGUUAACACAAAAGUCAUUGGCAGCACAGAUUCUGUGAGAAUUAACAGUUUAUAGUUAUAACUACCACUAAGAGUUUGACAUAGCUUUUUUUUUUUCAAUGAUCUUGUGCUGUCUGUCUUUUGUUGAAGAACAGAACUUGAUGGCAGACUGUGGAAUUAUUCUGAUUUGCUUGUGAUGGAGUACUGUCUAUUUCUGCUGUUAAAAGGAAGUGAAAUAUACAGACUUUUCUGAAAUGUAA
Messenger RNA from Schistocerca americana (American grasshopper), 3446 nucleotides. RefSeq lists its product as uncharacterized. Gene Ontology annotation, biological process: regulation of gene expression. The record is from RefSeq and is a predicted model, not a curated record. Gene Ontology annotation, cellular component: cytoplasm; nucleus. The coding region runs from base 926 to 2197 and encodes 423 amino acids. Gene Ontology annotation, molecular function: transcription corepressor activity. NCBI's taxonomy places the organism in Eukaryota, Metazoa, Arthropoda, Insecta, Orthoptera, Acrididae. The transcript is spliced from 9 exons.